Molecule: messenger RNA, 2122 nt
Organism: Cladocopium goreaui
Lineage: Eukaryota; Dinophyceae; Suessiales; Symbiodiniaceae
Source: the annotation of a GenBank genome assembly
GUUGUCUCCUUGCGCUGGUUCCACCCAUGAGAGAUUCGAACUCUACAACACGAAGCCAUGGUGGAAAGCUCUGCCGAGGAGUUCGGCAUAGACGCUGCUGAGGUUCCACUUCCUUGCCACAGCGUCUUCGACCACGGUGCUGGAUUGCGCGAGGUCUCCAUCAUUAAAGCCAUCGAGGAGUAUCUGGCCUACCACCACCUGGCGGAGCCUCUCACAGCUUUCCAACGAGAAGUUGCAAGUUCUGGGCUUCUCCGCAAUCCAAGCAGCGUGUGGCUGCAAGUGGCUCGCGAUGUUGAGGAGGUGCUUGGGACUUUCGAUGCUGGUGAUCGAGAUGCAUUCAGGGAUGCCUGGCAGCGAGUCAUCCCUGCAGAGCGGCAAGCUGCUCCAGAAGGGCGCGCCCUGGAGCUUCGACUGCAGGCAUACUUCGCUACCUACAGCAUCCGGCAGGUCUUGCAGGACGGGCACGAGCCAGAAGAGCAGCAACUGCAGGCCUUGGACACCUUUCGGGAUUUCCUAAGCGAACGUGGCAAGGACGAGGUUGGUGGCAACGAAACUUUAAUGCCACUGUUUGCACUUCCAUUUGUCCAGCACCCACACAAGCAUCCGGAUGUGCGGCAGGUGUUUUCACAGGAUUGGCUUCAAGAUCUUCGCAAGGAUGUGGAGGCUGAACUUCGGCUUCAACAGCCACCUAUUCCCUUGGUGUAUAAUCUACUGGAGAAGUCUCCUACUGCAGCGAAUUCCAAACGCUCGUGGCAGUCCGUUUGGGCGGAGCUACUGCGCUUGGCGGAUGGGGGGCUUGACACCAUGGCACUGUUGGCACAAGGAGUUCCGGUUGCACCAUCGGCUCUAACCAACGCCAGACAGCAGCUGGAGCUGCUUCGAGAGCAUGUGCCUGGAGGUCUCGGGCUUCAACUGAAAUCCAGAGAAAGCCGGCUGGGUCCCAUGAGCCCUGCCAGAAGUGUUCGGUCCAGAGCUGCUACUGCUAUAAGUCCAGAGCUGCCCCAGAUAGACUUUUCUGCCCUCCGUCGUUUUAUUUGUGCCACCCCACAGGAGCGUUCAGAAGCCUUUGGCAACGCAUCAACGUUGCCUUCAGUCUUGCGAGCAGUCUUGCACAGGCUCACUUCUGCCGAGUCUCGAUUGCCUUUGCGACGUGGCUUUUUAGUGGCGGUAUUUUGCUUCGACGUUUUGGGUGUCCGCUGUCGCCCCACUGCAUUGCCUGCCUUGUUGGACGACUCGGAGGUCUCUGAGCUGACGCUUGGCAUCCUGGCAGCCCUUGCUUGCGAGGCGGGAGGCCGCAGCUACAUUGUGUCCAGCGAUGCCAGUCUCCAGAGGAUGAUUCACCUGCUGAAGUCGAAACCAUUGGAUUCCUCAGUGCACAUCCAAGUCCUGGCGGCUAUGCAGCGUUUGUCCUUGAGACGGAGCGCCCAGGACAGGAUGAUUGAGAUGGGGUUGGUUGAAUGGGCAGUGUAUGUGUUGGGUUCGCCCACUGGAGAGGGGCAUGGAAUGCCAUCAGAGUUCUCCUUAGAGUUUGGCUCUGCCAUGCUCAUGAAUCUCGCCUUGCGGUCUGCGGGAAAGCGACGCUGCUUGGAACAAGACAUGCUGCCUGUGGCGAUGAAGCUUAUGGAGCACUGGAACCCGCAGAUCAGGACCCACAUCAACGGGACGCUUUACUCCUUGCUGUCUCUGCAAAGCUUCAGAGAUUCUGCACAGCGUGCUGGCUUGGAAGCGAUGCUGCGUUCCAUCCACUCCCAGGCAAACAGCCUUGGAGAUGACAUCUCUGUAAGGCAGAUUGAAUAUUUGCUGGAAGAGCUAAACCCCGAGGAGGAAUCACCAACCAGUGCCGGAGGUGAAAGUGGAGAAGAUGAUGAAGACGACGAUGAGAAUUUCCUUGAGGAGGAAGAAUUGGCUGGUCUACUUUUGGGCGACCGCAGUGGCCACUCUGCAGAGGAAGCCUUACAACCCUUUGCAGCAACAACUAGUGCUGUCUUGGAGGCGCAACAAUGGGAAUUCCAGAAGUGCCUGGGGAGGAACUACAUGCAGUCCCUUUGAGUCAGCCAAACCACCCGCGUGGUGAUGCCGGUUGCAAUGCCAACCUUUGUCCAGCAAAAAAGGUGAAACACUC